GAUGGAACUGGUCUGGCACGGGGAGUUUGACCGUCUGUUUGCCCAGUAUUUCCCCCACGCCUGGUACCUGGUACCCACAUUCUGCCCGCCCACGGACCGCUGGAGGGUCUUCAAGGACAGCGCCAAGGUCCGCUUCUCAUGUCAGGGAUGUGGUCACGGCUGGACCUCCGGGAUGAAAGGCCGCGUGAUCUUCUGGUUCCACCUCAACUACAGCACCAACAGCGGAUAUGUCAUGUUCAAGCUUUACGGGCAGCAAUGUCAGAAAUGCAAGAACGGUAACUACGAGCACGCCAUGUGGUACCCGGAGGAGGUCGUUAAAGUCAUCUGCAACAUCUACAACCGAGUAGGCCAAAUUUUCUACGGAUUUGAACGCCCGCCUCUUAACACCAGUCGCCGAGAAGGAAAACCCAAAAAUCAGCACAACGCAGAUCUUUGCCAGGCAUGUAAGGAGGGACUUUGUAAAGGGGAGUGGUAUUUUUAUUAAUGUAU
This is a messenger RNA of Aplysia californica (California sea hare), 489 nucleotides long. RefSeq names its product receptor-transporting protein 3. Gene Ontology annotation, biological process: protein insertion into membrane; protein targeting to membrane. The record is from RefSeq and is a predicted model, not a curated record. Lineage: Eukaryota; Metazoa; Mollusca; Gastropoda; Aplysiida; Aplysiidae. Gene Ontology annotation, molecular function: olfactory receptor binding.